AUGUCUUCCUCGCACCCAGAUACACAGGUGUUGCGACCAUACUAUGAUCAUGAUACGUUCAAUGCGGGAUAUUCUGUGAUUUAUAAAAAAGGUGUUGGUAUAAUAGACCCCAAAACCAACAGACCUGUGACAUCCAACAUUUCUGAGAAGUUGAUUAAUCAAUCACUAAAUGAGAAUCAAGGGAUCAUCCGAAAUCUGUUCAAACAUGGAGGACCAGUGGGGAUCAAUGCCACUAGUGAUAAGAAUUAUGUUUACGAUUUAGAAUUCAAUGAAUAUUUUGAAUCAAACAAUUUGAUUGAGGUAUUUAAAAAUCUAUUAUGGAAUUUUGUUAGAAGUUAUAUAAAGGUGUUAUUGACUCAACCUCUAGAGAUUGUGCGGUUAGUUUUACAGGUUGGGAAAUUCAAUUUCAGUGAAACUGUUUCCAAAACCACCAAGAAAUUAGAUUUAUCCAAAUCCAAACGAUUAUUAAGCGAAACUGAAGAUGAUACUGAAGCAACAACAGAACAAGAUGAAGAUGAGUAUCCACGCCCACAGCGUAGCAGCAUUUAUGACAACGUUAGAGAUGAUGAUGAGGAUGAUGAGGAUGAAGAGCCAAUUAAUUACUUUCAAUCACAAAACGAGCAACAGGUUUGGUCAGGCCAUGAAGUAGGUGGGUUUAAUACGACAGCAACACCAAUAAAACAGGAGAAGAAAUCCUAUCGUGACGGUAAAAAGAGAAUUAGAAAUAAUAAAAUUAAACCAAAGUCUUUGCACACUGCUGAUAUUCUUACUGCCAUUAUUAAUAAAGAUGGUCCAUUUGCUGUUUUUAGAGGUAUUAAUGCCUCUUUUAUAUAUCAAACAUUGUCACAUACAAUUGAAGCUUGGAUUACAGGGUUUGCCUCUCCAUUUUUGGGAAUACCUGAUCCGUUUUUCCUUGACUUGACUCAUUCAAAUGAUCCAUUUAAAUCAUUGUGGUUGUCCGUGACAGCUUGUGUGUUGACAGGGAUUGUGUUAAUGCCCUUGGAUUUGAUCAGAGUAAAGUUUAUGAUUACUCAAUUCAAUUCCAAGCCAUUGAAUGAGAAUGAUACUUUGGAAGAAGCAGCAGAAGAAAUUGUUCAGUCAACAAGAUCAGUACGCGAGUCAAUUCGUAAUUUCCCCGUUUACUAUUUGUUACACCCAUCGACACCUAUAGUGUUUUUGACCACAUUACACCAAUUGUCAACGAGCAUAUUUAGAAAGAUGGCUCCUUAUAUUUUGUUUAUCAAAUUUAACAUUGAUUCGUAUUCAUCACCAAACAUCUACACAUUUGUCAAUUUACUUUCCUUGAUUUUGGAAUUCUUCAUCAAGUUACCAGUGGAGAACUUGUUGCGUAAACAGCAAGUUCAAUUUUUGCUCACUCCUAAGAGAGAGGACACUAAGAAAGUAAUUACUAUCGAAGAUCCUAAAAAGAGUUUGAUUGUGGAAUUCAACGAUCUGACUGAAGACAAUCAAGAUUCGACAUUCUGGGAAAGGUUGAAACAAUUGGGAUUAUUCAACGGUUGGAGAAUCGGAGUCUUGAAUGUCAUUGGCUUUUGGGGUUACAACAUUAUUAAGAGUGACGGUUCAGAGUUGAAAGAAGAACGAUUAUAA
Messenger RNA from Candida dubliniensis CD36, 1608 nucleotides. RefSeq lists its product as uncharacterized. Bases 1 to 1608 code for a protein of 535 amino acids. The transcript has a single exon. The record is from RefSeq and is a predicted model, not a curated record. NCBI's taxonomy places the organism in Eukaryota, Fungi, Ascomycota, Pichiomycetes, Serinales, Debaryomycetaceae.